AUGCCUCCAGCCACCGCCGCCGAGAGCGCGUCGCCAAUUGGCAUUGCUAAUCUGCCUAACCAGCGACACAAGAUUGUUGCGAAGAGAGGUGCAGCUUUCACUAUUAUGGUUGCCGGUGAAUCUGGUUUGGGCAAGACCACUUUCAUCAACACUCUUUUCUCCACGACCAUCAAGAACUAUGCCGAUCACAAGCGACGACAUCAGAAGCAGGUUGACAAGACCGUCGAAAUCGAGAUUACCAAGGCUGAACUAGAGGAGAAGUUCUUCAAAGUUCGCCUAACUGUCAUUGACACACCUGGCUUCGGCGACUACGUGAACAACCGAGAUUCAUGGAUGCCCAUCAUUGAGUUCCUUGAUGACCAGCAUGAGUCUUAUAUGCUCCAGGAGCAACAACCCCGCCGCCAGGACAAGAUCGACCUCCGUGUCCACGCUUGCUUGUACUUCAUUAGACCCACUGGCCACACCUUAAAGCCUCUGGAUAUUGAGGUCAUGAAGAGACUCUGCUCAAGAGUUAACCUGAUCCCCGUUAUUGCCAAGGCUGAUACUCUGAGCCCCGUUGACCUUGCCAAAUUCAAGGCUAAGAUCCGUGCUGUCAUUGAGGCCCAGAGCAUUAAGAUCUACCAGCCACCGAUCGAGGAGGACGAUGAGGCUGCUGCCCAGCACGCACGUAGUCUCAUGGCCGCCAUGCCUUUCGCUGUUAUCGGCUCGGAGAAGGACGUCAAGACGGGCGAUGGUCGUAUCGUGAAGGGCCGUCAGUACUCAUGGGGUGUUGCCGAAGUCGAAAACGAGGACCACUGCGACUUCAAGAAGCUACGUUCGAUCUUAAUCCGCACUCACAUGCUUGACCUCAUCCACACGACCGAGGAGUUGCACUACGAAGCGUACCGAGCUCAACAGAUGGAGACCCGGAAGUUCGGCGAGGCCCGCCCCCGCAAGCUGGACAACCCCAAGUACAAGGAGGAGGAAGAGGCCCUUCGCAAGCGCUUUACCGAGCAGGUCAAGGUCGAGGAGCAGCGAUUCCGACAAUGGGAGCAGAAGCUCAUCGCCGAACGUGACCGCCUUAACAAGGAUCUCGAGCAGACCCACGCUCAGAUCAAGCAGCUCGAGAAUGAACUCGAGCAAAUGCAAGGCAGCCUUGCUCGUAGCGGCCGCCGCUAA
This is a messenger RNA of Daldinia childiae, 1158 nucleotides long. Its product is annotated as Septin like protein spn4. The transcript has 4 exons. Gene Ontology annotation, cellular component: cell division site; septin ring; septin complex. Gene Ontology annotation, molecular function: GTP binding; molecular adaptor activity; GTPase activity. Gene Ontology annotation, biological process: cytoskeleton-dependent cytokinesis. The coding region runs from base 1 to 1158 and encodes 385 amino acids. NCBI's taxonomy places the organism in Eukaryota, Fungi, Ascomycota, Sordariomycetes, Xylariales, Hypoxylaceae. The record is from RefSeq and is a predicted model, not a curated record.